GCAAUCAGUAGGACCAGUCUAAUAAAUGCGUAUGUCGUCAUCGGUUUUUGUGUUGGUUCACAAAAUACUGCUUGUGUCGGUACACGUGUUUUUGUUUAGAAGCACAAAACUGGUCAGCUUUUUAAACUAAGAGAAAGAUGGCAAAGAGUAUGAGGAGUAAAAAGCGUCGAAAGAUGAGAAACCAAAAAAGGAUCAAAUGGGCUCCAAAAGUGAAUGCUAGAAUGCAGAGGAUAGCUGAGGCACUAAACAGCAAAGACAUUGACAUAACUCAGCUUGUUACAGUGAAGACAGUCAGUGAAAUAAAGAAAUCUGAAACCAAGGAAAAAACUGAUGUGAAGACAGUCAGUGAAAUAAAGAACUCUGAAACAAAGGAAAAAACUGAUGAUGCCCAUAUGGACGUUGACGUAGAAGUGAAAUCACGGGAUGCGAAAACACUCAAGGAUGAGGACGGACAUUACCCUGUAUGGAUGAAUCAGAGAGCAGUUAAAAAACACAGACAGAAAAUCAACAAAAUAAAGAGAGUCAAAAAGAAAGGUCGCAACAAGAGAGGUGCAUGGUGAUGUGGAACUGUUCUCCAUUUCUUUAAAACUGCUUCAGAAAAACAACAGCCAACUGUGAUGUUGUGUCUAUUUGUGAUGUGAAAGGAACAAAUCGAACAUCAAGUAAAUUGGUUGUGUUUCAUCCCACUCAUGAUAAAGCUACUGCAUUUAACAUGUUUCUGUAACUUUCAUAUGGAUGGGGGAAUACAUGCAGGUUAAAUUAAAUAUGAAAACGGUACACGGUACCUGUUUAUGUAACAUUUCUGUAACUUUCAUACGGAUGGGGAUACAUGCAGGUUACUAAAUAUGAAAACGGUACUACAAGGUACCUGUUUAUAUAACAUUUCUGUAACUUUCAUACGGAUGGGGAUACAUGCAAGUUAAAGAAAUAUAAAAACGGUACAUGGCACUUGUUUAUAUAACGUUUCUGUAACUUUCAUACGGAUGGGAAUACAUGCAGGUUAAACUAAAUAUAAAAACAGUACACGGCACUUGUUUAUGUAACGUUUCUGUAAUUUGUAUACGGAUGGGGAUACAUGCAGGUUAAACUAAAUAUAAAAACGGUACAUGGCACUUGUUUAUAUAACGUUUCUGUAACUUUCAUACGGAUGGGGAUACAUGCAGGUUAAACUAAAUAUAAAAACGGUACACGGUACUUGUUUAUACGUUUCUGUAAUUUGUAUAUGGAUGGGGAUACAUGCAGGUUAAACUAAAUAUAAAAACGGUACACGGUACUUGUUUAUACGUUUCUGUAAUUUGUAUAUGGAUGGGGAUACAUGCAGGUUAAACUAAAUAUAAAAACGGUACACGGUACUUGUUUAUACAACGUUUCUGUAAUUUGUAUACGGAUGGGAAUACAUGCAGGUUAAACUAAAUAUAAAAACGGUACACGGUACUUGUUUAUGUAACGUUUCUGUAACUUUCAUACGGAUGGGAAUACAUGCAGGUUAAACUAAAUAUAAAAACGGUACACGGCACUUGUUUAUAUAACGUUUCUGUAACUUUCAUACGGAUGGGAAUACAUGCAGGUUAAACUAAAUAUAAAAACGGUACAUGGCACUUGUUUAUAUAACGUUUCUGUAACUUUCAUACGGAUGGGAAUACAUGCAGGUUAAACUAAAUAUAAAAACGGUACACGGUACUUGUUUAUGUAACGUUUCUGUAAUUUGUAUACGGAUGGGGAUACAUGCAGGUUAAACUAAAUGUAUAAACAAGUGCCGUUUAUACAACGUUUCUGUAAUUUGUAUACGGAUGGGGAUACAUGCAGGUUAAACUAAAUGUAAAUGUGAAAACUGUACAUGGCACUUGUUUAUGUAACAUGUCUGUAGUUUUCAUACGGAUGGGGAUACAUGCAGGUGAAACUAAAUGUGAAAAUAGUACAUGGCACUUGUUUAUGUAACAUGUUUCUGUAAUAUGAAAACAGUACAAUGUGCAUGCAUCGGUUUAUAGAUAACCAGUUGACAAAAUAAUAUUAGGAGGAAAUGUGGUUGUAAAUAAACUUAUUGUGUAAUUCUUGAACAUACGCUUCAGAUUCACAUGCCAGUACGGUGUGUGUGUGUGUAUAUGCACCACAUGAAUAUAGACAUCAUGUACACAUGUAUACCAGAUAUGUUGGGUCUGUUGUACAUGUGUGUGUUUGUGAGAUUUCAUUUGUAAUGAAGAUGUUAGUUAUUUUGAUCAACCUCGAGUUGCUGGUUGACAUACAUGUACAGCUGUUUACAUUGAAACUGAAAUAAAUAUAUUCUGAUUGA
Messenger RNA from Gigantopelta aegis, 2290 nucleotides. Its product is annotated as 18 kDa learning-associated protein of slug-like. Gene Ontology annotation, biological process: dendrite extension. Gene Ontology annotation, cellular component: nucleolus. Gene Ontology annotation, molecular function: RNA binding. Lineage: Eukaryota; Metazoa; Mollusca; Gastropoda; Neomphalida; Peltospiridae. The coding region runs from base 138 to 560 and encodes 140 amino acids. The record is from RefSeq and is a predicted model, not a curated record. The transcript is spliced from 5 exons.